This is a messenger RNA of Colletotrichum graminicola M1.001, 909 nucleotides long. RefSeq names its product transcription elongation factor S-II. Gene Ontology annotation, biological process: transcription elongation by RNA polymerase II; regulation of mRNA 3'-end processing; transcription antitermination. Bases 1 to 909 code for a protein of 302 amino acids. NCBI's taxonomy places the organism in Eukaryota, Fungi, Ascomycota, Sordariomycetes, Glomerellales, Glomerellaceae. The transcript is spliced from 3 exons. The record is from RefSeq and is a predicted model, not a curated record. Gene Ontology annotation, molecular function: zinc ion binding; RNA polymerase II transcription regulatory region sequence-specific DNA binding. Gene Ontology annotation, cellular component: nucleus.
AUGUCGACAGGCAUGGAUCAACGCGAGCUUGAAUCCUGCAUCAAGCAGCUCAACAAAAUCGUCCAGGCGAACGAGCCUCCUGCGACUGCCCUUGCUCUCCUUGAGCGUCUGAAAAAGGAAGCCGCCCCCACGGAGGAGAUGCUCAGGUCCAGUAGAGCUGGUGUUUUUGUCGGCAAGCUUCGAUCGAACUCGAACAAGGACAUCGCCCGAGCCGCUACCGAACUUGUCCACAAAUGGAAGAAGCUCGUCGAGGCCGAGAAGCAGGGCAAGAUCAAGAAGCAGUCGUCCCCCGCGGCUCCUUCUCCGACCCAGGCCUCCGCACCAAAGCCCUCCUCGUCAAACGCGAUGAACCAACCCUUCAAGGGCAAUCCAGAGCUCCGUCGUGCCAAGACCGAUGGCUGUGACACCAAGCGUACCGGUGACGAAACGCGCGAUUCCUGCAUCGAGCUGAUCUACAACGGUCUCGCCUACCGAUCUACCGCCCCUAUUAACGAUGUUCUUACAAAGGCCGUCGCCGUGGAGUAUGCUGCGUACAUCCAUUUCAAGGGUGUCACCAAGGAGUACCGUGAGAAGCUGCGCUCCUUGUUCAGCAAUCUCAAGGUCAAGAGCAACCGUCAGCUCGGUAUUAACGUCAUGGAGGGCAAGAUUACCCCGGAGCGGUUCGUGGUCAUGACCCAUGAGGAGCUCAAGUCGGAUGAGCAACGGAAGAAAGAGGACGCUCUUCAGCAAGAGAACAUGAAGAAGGCCCAGGUCCCCAUGGCCGAGAAGAGCAUCAGCGAUGCUCUCAAGUGUGGCAAAUGUGGUCAGAAGAAGGUUAGCUACAGCCAGGCGCAGACGCGCAGUGCUGAUGAACCGAUGACGACAUUCUGCGAGUGUACUGUCUGCGGUAAUCGCUGGAAGUUCUCUUGA